AACGUACAGAGACCGUCACUUCGGUGAAUCACGUGACGUCCUUGACGUCAUAACAACGCGACAGAAGUGUCUUCGCGCAGAGUGACAGGUAAACUGACACAAACAUGUCUACUGCGAUGAACUUUGGAAACAAAUCAUUCAAACCUCGGCCUCCAGACAAAGGAUCUUUUCCUCUGGAUCAUUUUGGUGAAUGCAAAGAAUUCAAGGAGAAGUUCAUGAAAUGUCUAAAGAACAACAGCUAUGACAACUCCCAGUGUCGGCUGCAGUCCAAAGACUACCUGGAGUGCAGGAUGGAGCAUCAACUGAUGGCCAAGGAACCUCUGGAGAAACUGGGAUUUAAAGACAUAAUGGAUUCUCCUUUGAGCCAAGCAGAGAAAAAUGAUAAACCUUUAAAUUAAAAAGGUUUUAUCAAACCAAGCCAUUGACUGCUAAAGUUAGCUUUGAGCCGACGGGCUCUGUUAGCUUACAACAUAACAUCAGUUGGACUGUGUGAGGAAGAGUAUUAAAAAUAUUUAAUAUUGUAAAUAAGAUACAUUAUCUAUUGUAUUGGUGUACUUUUGACUUAAUAAAUGUUUUAUA
Molecule: messenger RNA, 579 nt
Organism: Cynoglossus semilaevis (tongue sole)
Lineage: Eukaryota; Metazoa; Chordata; Actinopteri; Pleuronectiformes; Cynoglossidae
Gene: cox19
Product: cytochrome c oxidase assembly factor COX19
Exons: 3
Coding region: 105-398 (97 amino acids)
Biological process (GO): mitochondrial respiratory chain complex IV assembly
Cellular component (GO): mitochondrial intermembrane space
Source: RefSeq, a predicted model, not a curated record